Molecule: messenger RNA, 570 nt
Organism: Ipomoea triloba (trilobed morning glory)
Lineage: Eukaryota; Viridiplantae; Streptophyta; Magnoliopsida; Solanales; Convolvulaceae
Exons: 3
Coding region: 1-570 (189 amino acids)
Source: RefSeq, a predicted model, not a curated record
AUGAGAUGCUGCUUAGAAUUCAUAUAUGUUCUUAGUGGGUGGGAGGGUUCAACACAUGAUUCAAAAUUGCUAAGUGAUAGUAAAUACUUUUUAGUGGAUUGUGGAUUUCCAAAUCGACAACAGUUUUUAGCUCCAUAUCGAGGUGUACGUUAUCAUCUUCAAGAUUUUGUCGGGCAAGGUCGUGACCCUGAAAAUGAUGUUGAGUUAUUCAAUCUACGACAUGCUUCUUUGAGGAAUGUAAUUGAGAGGAUAUUUGGUAUAUUCAAAUCAAGAUUUACGAUCUUCAAGUCAGCACCCCCGUUCCCUUAUAAGACUCAAGCAGAACUUGUACUAGCUUGUGCAGGACUUCAUAAUUUUCUUCGCAAGGAGUGUCGUAGCGAUGAGUUUCCAAUUGAGCUAGAUAGUGAUGAAUCUCCUUCACCUCUACCAAUGAAUGAUGUAGAUAAUUUUGAACAACUGUUUGAAACUCAAGAACAACAACGGGAGCAUGCAAAUGAAUGGAGGGAUAAAAUAGCUUUGGAUAUGUGGAGAGACACCCAACAAGGCGAAACCAAUGCCAAUCAAAGAUAA